Messenger RNA from Arabidopsis lyrata subsp. lyrata, 3832 nucleotides. RefSeq names its product topless-related protein 4. Gene Ontology annotation, biological process: regulation of DNA-templated transcription. The record is from RefSeq and is a predicted model, not a curated record. The transcript is spliced from 26 exons. Gene Ontology annotation, molecular function: protein binding. Lineage: Eukaryota; Viridiplantae; Streptophyta; Magnoliopsida; Brassicales; Brassicaceae. The coding region runs from base 126 to 3530 and encodes 1134 amino acids.
UUCUUCUUCUUCCUUCUCUCUGCUUCGUCGUCUCUCUCCUUCUUCAAAGUCAAAAUUCAACAGUUGUUUCAUGAGUGGUAUUGUGAUCGAUUUGGAGAGCAGCAAUAAGAAGAACAAGAGAGGAUAUGUCGUCACUCAGCAGAGAACUCGUGUUUUUGAUACUUCAGUUUCUCGAUGAAGAGAAAUUCAAAGACACUGUUCACAGGUUGGAGAAGGAGUCUGGUUUUUUCUUCAAUAUGAGGUACUUUGAAGAUAGUGUAACAGCUGGUGAAUGGGAUGAUGUAGAGAAGUACCUUUCUGGAUUCACUAAAGUUGAUGAUAAUAGAUACUCCAUGAAGAUAUUUUUCGAGAUUCGGAAGCAGAAAUACCUUGAAGCACUUGACAAGAAAGAUCAUGCCAAAGCGGUUGAAAUUCUUGUUAAGGAGUUAAAAGUGUUCUCCACAUUCAACGAAGAGCUUUUUAAGGAGAUUACCAUGCUUUUAACUUUAACAAACUUCAGGGAAAAUGAGCAGCUUUCCAAGUAUGGAGAUACUAAGUCCGCAAGAGGUAUCAUGCUGGGGGAACUUAAAAAACUGAUUGAGGCAAAUCCUCUCUUCCGAGACAAACUUCAGUUUCCCAGUUUGAAGAAUUCAAGAUUGAGAACCUUAAUUAAUCAAAGUUUGAACUGGCAGCAUCAGCUUUGCAAGAACCCAAGGCCUAACCCGGAUAUUAAAACACUCUUUGUUGACCAUACGUGUGGGCAUCCAAAUGGUGCACACACUCCCCCUACAACUAAUCAUUUAAUGGGUUCAGUCCCUAAAGUUGGAGGCUUCCCACCAUUAGGUGCUCAUGGCCCAUUUCAGCCAACACCAGCUCCUCUUACAACAUCUCUUGCAGGAUGGAUGCCUAAUCCAUCGGUACCACACCCUACUGUUUCCGCUGGGCCUAUCGGCUUAGGUGCCCCCAACAGUGCUGUGUCUAUGUUAAAGCGUGAGCGUCCCAGGAGUCCUCCAACUAAUAGCCUAUCAAUGGAUUAUCAGACGGCAGAUUCUGAAAGUGUGUUGAAGAGACCCAGACCUUUUGGUAUAUCAGAUGGGGUUAAUAAUCUUCCAGUCAAUGUCUUGCCAGUCACAUAUCCAGGGCAAAGCCAUUCUCAUGCAACUUAUUCUACUGAUGACUUGCCCAAAAAUGUUAGCAGGAUUUUGAGUCAGGGUUCUGCCAUUAAGAGCAUGGAUUUUCAUCCAGUACAGCAAACUAUGCUCCUUGUUGGCACCAAUCUUGGUGAUAUCGCAAUAUGGGAGGUGAGUAGCAGGGAGAAGCUCGUGUCUAGAAGCUUUAAAGUUUGGGAUCUUGCUACUUGCACUGUGAAUCUUCAGGCUUCACUUGCUAGCGAGUAUACUGCAGCAGUAAACCGAGUUGUUUGGAGUCCUGAUGGAGGGCUACUGGGUGUCGCAUAUUCCAAGCAUAUUGUGCAUAUAUAUUCAUAUCAUGGUGGCGAAGAUUUGCGGAAUCAUCUAGAGAUUGAUGCUCAUGCUGGUAAUGUCAAUGAUCUUGCUUUCUCCCAACCAAACCAGCAAUUAUGUGUUGUGACUUGUGGAGAAGACAAGACAAUCAAGGUUUGGGAUGCUGUUACCGGAAAUAAACUGCACACUUUUGAAGGUCAUGAGGCACCUGUUUAUUCUGUGUGCCCACACCAGAAAGAGAAUAUUCAGUUCAUAUUCUCAACUGCUGUUGAUGGGAAAAUAAAGGCUUGGUUAUAUGACAACAUGGGUUCUAGAGUAGAUUAUGAUGCCCCCGGUCGAUCUUGCACGGCAAUGGCAUAUUGUGCUGACGGGACUAGAUUAUUCUCUUGUGGUACUAGUAAGGAGGGGGAAUCAUUCAUUGUUGAAUGGAAUGAAAGUGAAGGAGCUGUGAAGCGGACUUAUCUUGGACUUGGGAAACGUUCUGCGGGGGUUGUCCAGUUCGAUACCAUGAAGAAUAAAUUUUUGGUAGCUGGUGAUGAGUUCCAAGUCAAAUUUUGGGAUAUGGAUAGUGUUGAUCUCUUGAGUUCAACGGCUGCAGAAGGGGGUUUGCCGUCUUCCCCUUGCUUAAGGAUCAAUAAAGAAGGAACUCUGCUGGCUGUCUCAACUACUGAUAAUGGAAUUAAGAUACUAGCGAAUGCUGAAGGUUCCAGAAUUUUGCACUCCAUGGCAAACCGUCGACUUGACAGUUCUAGAGCUCCUCCUGGGUCAGUUGCUAAGGGUCCUAUUGUUGGCACAUUUGGCACUUCAAGUUCAAGCACUGGAAUGAGUCUAUCAAUGGCUGAAAGAAGUGGACCAGUGGCAUCUGUUACUGGAUUGAAUGGAGAUAAUCGCAGUCUGCCAGAUGUCAAACCACGAAUCGCUGAUGAGGCAGAGAAAUCAAAGACUUGGAAGCUGACAGAGAUCAGCGAACGUUCCCAGCUUCGUACUCUGCGGCUUCCAGACACCCUGCUACCAGCAAGAGUUGUUAAGUUGAUAUAUACAAAUUCUGGAGGUGCUGUAUUAGCAUUAGCAGAAAAUGCUGCACAUAAACUAUGGAAAUGGCAAAAGAGUGAGCGGAAUCUUUUGGGAAAGGCAAAUAGCAAUGUCCCACCACAGCUUUGGCAGCCAUCUAGUGGAGUAUUAAUGACAAAUGACACACGCGAGGGAAACAAAGAGGAUGUAGUUCCAUGUUUUGCACUCUCAAAAAAUGAUUCUUAUGUCAUGUCAGCCUCAGGAGGAAAAAUUUCCUUGUUCAACAUGAUGACUUUUAAGACGAUGACGACAUUCAUGGCGCCUCCUCCAGCAGCGACUUCCCUUGCCUUCCAUCCUCAAGACAAUAAUAUUAUUGCUAUCGGAAUGGAUGACUCGUCUAUUCAAAUCUACAAUGUCAGAGUCGAUGAGGUUAAAAGUAAAUUGAAAGGUCAUCAGAAGAGAGUGACUGGAUUAGCAUUCUCAAACGUUCUAAAUGUUCUUGUUUCCUCUGGUGCUGAUUCUCAGCUUUGUGUAUGGAGCAUGGAUGGAUGGGAAAAGCAAGCUAGCAAACAGAUACAAAUCCCAAGCGGGCAUUCGCCAAACCCACUUGCUCAUACACGCGUUCAGUUCCAUCAGGACCAGACACAUGUGCUUGUUGUCCAUGCCAGCCAGUUAGCCAUAUACGAGGCUCCUAAAUUAGAGAGCAUGAAGCAGUGGAUACCGAAGGAGUCAAGUGGUUCAGUCACAGAUGCUGUAUAUUCAUGUGAUAGCCAGUCAAUAUAUGCAGCCUUUGAUGAUGGAAGUGUGAGUAUCUUGACGGCAACAACAUUGCAACUGAAGUGCCGCAUUGGUCCCAAUUCAUAUUUGCCUUCAAACCCGAGCUCGAGAGUAUAUCCAGCCACAAUCGCAGCACAUCCAUCUGAACCAAACCAAUUUGCAGUUGGGCUAACCGAUGGUGGGGUCCACGUGAUCGAACCGCCAGGUCCAGAGGGGAAGUGGGGAAUGUCCCCACCACCAGAAAACGGCGCAGGGCCAAGCGUCUCCUCAGCACCCGGGUCAGAUCAACAACAGAGGUGAGGUCUGGUCUGUUCACCCAGCUCGCACCAUGCAGCCUCCCAAGUUAUUAGUGUACUCUUUGAGAGGAGAGCUCUGAGAUUGUAGGUUUUUAUAUUCUUACUCAAUUCAUAGUAGGUGAAAGGUGAAGCAGCAGUUUCUUCCAUUAAUUCUAGUGUUUUACUAAAUGGUUUCAUUUGAGAUUCCCUUACUACUACCAUUAUAGAGUUCCCCUCCCUACAGUUUAUUUUUAUCUAGAUUUCAAGGUUUGUAGAUAAAAGAUUGAUUAGCCAAUUCAGAUAAUGUUUAGAAAGUCUUUGUGUUUC